GCUUUAUGAUGGUCUGGCCACCUCAGGACCUGGGUUAAAUGCCCAAAGGCUCAAGUCUAUUAAAGCAAAUAUCUGAGGAAGUGCAUAAGUUUUCUUAGCAUCUUAGGACCCAGUUUUUACAGGACAGAGUACCAUGCUAUCUUUCUGAGAAUGUUGAUUUUACUUUGAGUUAUUUCAUUUCUACUUGGGACCCCCAACCUCUUUAGCCUCCCCUUCUUGGAGGGACACUUGUAGCUACCAAGAAGUAAAAGCAGGACAGAGUGGGCAAAGACUUCAGGAUCUUUAGACUAUCUGAUACUCCUGUUCUUAAAGUUCUUAACUGGGGAGAACCCUGGGGAGACUUCACCGGAGUUCUUCAUAUCCCUCUCUUAAGCUUGCUUUCUCAAAGAGAUAAUUGGAAAGAGGAAUGGAGAAAAAAACCAGAAUACUUCCCGAAGCAGAAUUGGUCCAAUGCCCUCGAAAAGGCCUCUGUCAAUAGACGUAAUCAGCAGUAUUACUGUGUUCCCCACAUCGGAUUUCACCAAAAUGGAAAGAAGACCAAAGGUCCACGGAACAGAUGCCCCGCUUUAACCACCAAGCUAGAACCACCCAGUCAUCACUUCAUCCUUCCAAGGGGACUGAAUCAAAACCUGAACCAUGGGCAAAACAUCAGAUCAGAGCUGCACAACAUCCCCACCCUGACCACAGGGCGGUGCCUGUACCAUUGCCCUGUCUUCAACAACAGACCAAUGGUAAAUCAACACUGCAUCUUAAAAAGAGUGAAGGUGCCUCAGUCAUGUCCUUACCUAGGCCCAAAAUCAGGGCCGAGAAAACUGAGGUAUCAUUAACAGCCACCAAACACAAUCUUAUACUUCCACUCAGUCCCAAACAUCAACCAGAGUCUCCAUGGCAAUGCAACUCGCUGAACCCAGUGGAUUCCCCAGGUCCUGACCACCUUCCCAAGAUUUUUCCAGACUCUGCCCAUCCAAUGGAGGACCUAAUACAACUCCAUCAGAAGCCUCCUUCUCCAUCGAUCCUCAGUGCCCAGGCAGAAAUUCCACUGAGUGAGGGUCAUAGGCCCAAGGCUGGUGCUAAAUCCCAAACACGUCCUGACUUCCAGGCUAAAGCUGCACCAAAGUCCGUACAUCAAGUCAGGGCCACAAGUUCCCUAGCAGGGCUUUACAUCCAGGAGCCCAAGACCACAGCUGCACCAUCAUCAUCUUUUCCUGAGGACUGUCAGUCCAGGGCCACAGCUUUGAAAUCAUCAGGCUCCCUGGGCAAAGCCUCAGAGGAGUCCUGCCAGUUCCUCAGAUCCACAGCAGUGAUGUCCUUGCUUAGAUUCUCUGACUGCCAGUCCAGAGCCACGGCUGCAUCUUUAUCCCAUCUAAAUCAGAGAACAGGAGUCAGAACUGCAAGUCAAGCUGAGAAGAGGUGCAGGCCCAUUGCCCAAGUCUCAUUUUGAGCAGGAAAAAAAAUACGGGGAAACAAUUCCAGCAGCAAAAGACAACCAGGCCACAAUUCCAUUAAACCCAAAUCACAAAGCUACCAUGUUUGCCCUGGAUUUAGACACCAAGGACACAAUUCUACCUGGCUCUGACGGCCAGGUGACCCCUCCAUUCAUCCCUGACCUGGACCAAGCUAAAACUGAGGAUAUUCCAAACCCAAACAUCCAGACACUUCCAGCAGGACUAAAAGAUGAUGAAAAAAUGUCACAUACAAUUGAUAAGCAGGCCGUGAUUUUAACAGGCCAAGAUCCUGGGGCAUUGAGAUUAGAUCAGCAGGAAAAGCCUCUAAGAGGCCUGGAUUGUGGGUCCACAUCAUCAUCUGGACCUGACCAGCAAGAUGAGGACAUACAAGACUUCACGGAACAAAAGCCCUGGGAAGCAAAGCCACCAAAGGCCAUCAUUUUAAUAGACCAGGACCCUAGAUCAAGACCUCUGGGCUUAGACCAGGAGGACAAAACUCAAACUGGCCUUGAUCCGCUGGCCACACUGCCACUCAGAAUGGAGCAUAAGGAUGAGGAAACAACACCAAGCUCCACGGUCCAUUUCUCAAUUCAAAUAGAUCAAGAAAAACUAGAAACAGUGUCACCAAAACCAGACAGCCUCGACACAAUUUUGACAGUCUGGGAAGAUGAGGAAAUGCCUGUAAUGGGCUUAAGCAACCAAGACAACAUUGCUCCUGGCCCUGAAAACCAGUUGCCAGUUCCAGCAAGUCCUGACCACCAGGACAAGGACAUACUGGACCACAAUGCCCAUGUUUUAUUUCUAGCAGGUCUAAACCACUGGGGAACAAUAUCACAGGGAAUAGAACAGCAGCUUAUGGAACCAAUUGAUUGGGAUUUCUGGGAAUCACCUCUUUCCCUGAGCAUAGGCACCCAAGAGAUAACACUAAGUGACUCUGCCCACUGGGGGGACACCCCUCCACCCCACCAUAAUCACCAGACUGCAUAUAGACCAGAUUCUAAUACUCUAACCUCUCCUCAAAGAGAAAAAUGUUGGAAAACAAUACUACAGGGAAGUGACCAUAAGGCUACAACAUCGUCAGAUCAAGAUCAUAGGGCAAGCAUACCUCCUUUGACCUCAGGCCCACAGGAUAAAAUUCUACCUCCCUCUGACCCCCAGACCACACUCCAAACCAACCUUGAACACUGGGAUGAGAUUAUAGCAGACCCCAUUAGCCAUGUGUCUCUUCAAAUGGAACAAGAGCCCUGGGAAAUGGCACCUCUUAGAACUGACCACCAGGACACAACUCUGUCAAACCAAGGUUGCACAAGGCCUCCAGUGAACUUAGACUGGAAGGGCAAUACCUUAUCUGGCAUCAACCACCAAAGCAUAUCUCCCACCAGCCCUGAUAAACAGCCUGAAGACUCCACAGGUCCUUUUGCCCAGGUCUUGCUUCAAACUGAACAGCAAGAUCCAGAAACAAUGGCAACCCACCAGGGCAUAGCCCCAGCGGUCCAGAAUCAUCAAUCCGCCCAAUCAUCAGACUCCCAGUACUCAAUCCCACUUGACCCUACACCUGAAGCCACACUUCCACCCAGCCCCAACAAACAGAAUGAAGAUACACAAGUCCUCAUUAUCCAUCCCUCACUUCCAACUGAACCAGAGUUCGGGUGAUGAGUGAAGGGAGAACUCAUCAGGCUACAAUUCUAACAGGCCAUAAUGAAGGAGCAACAAUUCCCCUGAGUUUGGAUCCCCAGGACACAAAUCUAAAUGUUCCCAAGUACCUUGACAUACCUUUAACUAGUCCUGACCACAAGGUGGAGAACGCCCCAGACUCCCAAACCCAAGCCACACCAAGCCAACACCACUUCCAAAUAUUAUCAGUGGAUUUAGACCACAAAGUGACUCCUCUAUCCACACCCACGCCCGAAGUGUCUCUUCCACGCAGCUCUGAAAAACAAGCUGAACCCACAUCCCAUUCUAGAAAGGUCCACAACAAACUUACCCAUAGGGCUUCACCAAGUCCCAGCUGCAGGGUCACACCUCACUGGGAGCUGGUCACCAGGUUGAGCUUUCAAAAGGCCAAAGCUAUCAGACUAAGGCUGAAGUGAGCUCUAUGCAUCAAGAUCAGGUUCAGACUAGGUUCCAAUCCCAGACCCAGACAAUGAGAAACAGAAGAAUUCCAUGGCGCUUAAAUUACAUCAAGCCAUAUAACGUAGAGGGGGGAUUUGUCCCUGCUAGAAUCACUCAAACAAUCAUCAAUUCCAUCCCUCAGCAGAAAAUUAAAAACGACAUCUGUAAACAGAUUCUCCUGCGGAGGAUGAGGGUGUCUACCCUUUUUCGUAAAGGCCGACGACUUUUAAUGGCUUAUCCAGUCUGUUUAAUGUGUGCGUCCUGGAUACCAAAUGGCUGUUCCCACAUUCAGGAGAUGAAACGCCCUUGUGUGGCCCAACUUUUGGCCAUACCAACCCCUCUGCCUGGUCCUAAGGAGGAGCUGGGCAUGAAAUUUGUUCCUCAAGUGCCCAAGGCCAAAUUUCCUACUUACAAACAACAGAACAAAUCCCAUAGGCCCUUAUAUUAUUCAUCAGGCUAUCCACCACAUUCUUCUUCACUAUCUGUGCCACCCUUCACUAGCAAGGGGAAAAUGGCUUCAAUUUGAACUUAGUAAGGAUUAAUAGUCAAUGGGGAGAAACUCAUCCAGAGGCCACUCUCCUUGUGUAGGGCACUUUUCAGAUCUCUUCUAAAGGUAUUUCAAAUAAAGCAAAAGGGACAUUAAAUUACCAUCUUUUUCUCUUU
Molecule: messenger RNA, 4220 nt
Organism: Phascolarctos cinereus (koala)
Lineage: Eukaryota; Metazoa; Chordata; Mammalia; Diprotodontia; Phascolarctidae
Source: RefSeq, a predicted model, not a curated record